AGUGAUCUGUUGCUCUGUCUUUUUAUGUCAGUAAUUCUAGGUGCUGAUGGAGAGCGGUACGCUGGAUCUAGACAGUUACAGCACUUCCAGUCACGGGCUUCCAGAAUCCAUCGCAUCCACUAGGAAAUCUGGUAACAGAUGGAAGCAUGUGGAAACGGGCCUCACUGAAGGGCAGUAUGUUCUUUGUCGAUGGACUGAUGGGUUGUAUUAUUUGGGAAAGAUUCAAAGGGUGAGCGCCUCUAAGCAAAGCUGUUUAGUGACAUUUGAAGAUAACUCCAAGUUUUGGGUUCUGUGGAAAGAUAUCCAGCACGCUGGGAUCCCUGGUGAAGAGACAAAAUGCACGAUAUGUUCUGGAACUACGUUGGUAUCGCAGAACGAAAUCCUCAUUUGUGGAAAGUGUGGACUAGGUUAUCAUCAGCUGUGUCACCUCCCCCAGGUUGAGAAUGCUUUGGAUACAACUUCAACGCCAUGGUUUUGCAGAACUUGUAUUUUUGCAUUGGCAGUAAGGAAGGGAGGAGCGCUGAAAAAAGGACCCAUUGCCAAGACGCUGCAGGCGGUGAAAAUGGUGCUGCCCUACAUCCCAGAGGAGCUUGAGUGGGACUCCAUGCACAGGACCAAUCAGCAGCAGUGUUACUGUUACUGUGGGGGACCCGGAAAGUGGUGCCUGAAAAUGCUGCAGUGUUUUAGGUGCAGGCAAUGGUUCCAUGAAGCCUGUAUCCAGUGUCUGAAUGAAACCAUGUUGUUCGGAGACAGAUUUUAUUUGUUUUACUGCUGCGUGUGCAAUAAGGGAGUGGAGUACAUCAGACGCUUAACCCUAAGAUGGGUUGACGUUGUCCACUUGGCUGUCUACAAUCUGGGGUUGCAAAGCAAAAAGAAGUACUUUGAAUUUGAAGAGAUUCUGGCCUUUGUAAGUAGCAACUGGGACCAUCUGCAGCUUGGCAAGCUUUCCAACACACCUCUCCACGAGAGAGGUCAGUACCUCCUAGAAGCCCUCAAUAGAUAUAAAAGCAAGUUUCUUUGUGGGAAAGAAAUUAAAAAGAGGAAAUGCAUUUUCCGGCUGAUCACACGGAUGCCCCCCAACCCCCCCUCCAAACUGUUCCCAGAGAAGACCCCCCACCCCUCGGAAGGCAGCGAGUGGAAGAAGAGAGGGAGGAGUACAAACAGCUCCCUGGCUCAGGAGUCCCAGCCCCAGAAAAAGAUGAAGAGGAAGAGAUCCAAGUGGUUGCUGGAGGAUGCAAUUCCAAGCAGCGACUUCACCUCCGCCUGGAGCACAAACGACCACCUGGCCAGUAUAUUCGACUUCACUUUGGAUGAACUUCAGAGCUUAAAAAGUGCCAGCUCGGGGAGGACCUUCAGUGUAGACCUGGACUCCACAGACGCUGCAAGCACAUCUGGUUCUGCUACAACAAGCCUAUCCUACGAGUCCCGGAAGAACGUUGGCAGCAGGAAGAGGAAGCUGAGGACCAAAAGCUACACCUUGCUGGCACCCAGGAGGGCGGCGACAGAGGGCUACGGCAGCCAGACCACCUUCGACACAGAGGCCUCCCCCGAAACCCCCGACAACGGCAUCGACAGCCACACCUUUGAGAGCAUUAGCGAGGACGACUCCUCCCUCUCGCACCUCAAGUCCUCCAUCAGCAGCUACUUCGGGGCGGCGGGGAGGCUGGCGUGCGGGGAGAAGUACCAGGUCCUGGCCCGUAGGGUCACCCCUGAGGGGAAAGUGCAGUAUCUGGUGGAGUGGGAGGGAACUACACCCUACUGACCCAUCUCCGAACCCUGGGGAGCAGCACGGGAAACAAGGACUUGGAUCUUCUUCAUCCAGUCGUCUGGCUCACAUUUCUCAUGGGGGCGUUACAGUGUUUUAACCUGUGGGAUAUGCCUCCAGAUUAGACGCAGUAAACAGGCAAAGUGUGGCGAGGAAUAAAACACUGUAAAGGAAAUAAAUAUUGGUAAAAACAUGGGGAACUCUGGGGAAACGAGACACACUUACCAUAGAAAAACUGGGUUUACACUGCAAUUUAUUGUAGCAUGACAGCAUGCCACGGUGGUAUGUUUAAGGCAGUGAAAAGGUUAAUUGUUUCACAUAGUCCGGUAUUGCAGUAUGAUGGGGUACCUGUAGUAUUGUAACGUGUACAGUAUACGGUGACCCUUUCUGCUACAGUGGCGAGUAGCUCACAGUUUGUGGUUUGGCUGUUGUUGAACUGUAUGCGAUCGCGGGGGGUGUGCGGGAGAGCAGUUACUCUGUUGGAAAGUCCCUGCCGUUCUCCGGAUGUUAACUGCUUUGACUCAUUCCAGACUUGUGAUGCAGUCCAGUCACAAGUAGGUUCAGCCCACCUGCUAGUUCAGUUCCAGUAAAUGUCUCCUAUCUGAUACCUGUAGCUUUUUUUUUCCCUUGUUGCACGGUUUCGUUUCACACAUGGUAGCAAAUACAGUUUUUUUUUUUUUUUUUUUUUUUUUUUUUUUAGCUUUGCAAUGUAGUGGUUCAGAAAGAACAUUUCGGAGAACGUAGCCAUUGGUGCAGAACAACUUAAUCCGUUAACAAUAGGCUUCACUGCAGACAGCAGAGCUUGCUGAUUGAUCUUCAGCGGCAAUGCAGACAGACAAGCACAACUCUGUACAAAGAGGCUAAGGAUAUCUGCAGAGGUAUUAGCCAUUGAUAGAAUGGUACCACAAUGGUAACAUGUAUUUAAUACAUACCACUGGUAUCAAAAUGAACCAAUACUCCUUGAUAAUCUAGUGCAGUAUCAUCGAACUAGCGAAUCAGGACCACUGUGCAAUACUUGUCCCUCAUCAAUUUUGUUUGCCAUUUCUGGUAAUACUGUGGUCUGCUAAGGGUUUCUUCAGGGUAAUGCUGUUUUGAUUGUAGAUUGUUUUUUUGGUCCAGGCUUAAUUUGACCCUGCAAAACAAGUAGAGGACUCCAGAGACACUAACCAAUAAAGAUUUUUUUUAAAAAUGUAUUGGAAAACCAACGACCCAGUCACUAGAUAGAAAUCUGUGUUCUGCAUGGAGCAAGUCUGAAACUGUGUAAGUGUUCUUCUUAAAACAUCAACCCUAUUAAAAACAGCAUGAAAGACAGCCUGAACUGUUAGGGGUGUAGUGUGGAAUGAAAGAACAGGCCAGUGGAGUUUAACUUCAGGGUUCAAGCUGACCUGGGCGGUAAUUCAUCCUCCAUCUACAAAGGCAGUAAACGUUUAUUAUAAUACUUUCUGUGAACGCUACAGCAGAUAAACUCUACUAGUUUACCAUGUGUUUAGCUGCUAGUUAAAACUCAACGCUAGGUUUAUGAACUGUUUUUUUGUCCCGUAUGUUUUCUUUACUUCACACUUAUAUAUAUAUAUAUAUAUUUGUCUUUUAUGAUUCUUUUUUUGUUCCCUCUCUUAUUGUAAAAAUGAGCAGAACAUAGCUGUGGAUGUACAGCAUAUUAGCUGUAGUGUAGCCAACCUUUUUCGAAGAUAAACCAGGUUGAACUUGAAUGUGCAAAGUGUGGUGUGUACAUGUUGGCAGGUCUGUGUGGAUGACUGACAUGUUUGUAGAACAUUACAUAGACUGGCAGACCACUUUAUUAGGCAUUGUAUCAAAUGCUGGCUUGGGCCACCGUUUGCCCUGAUCCACACUCCAGAAGGUGCUGGAAGGUGUCUCGAGGGAUGUUCAUCCAUGUCGUUCGUGUUUGACGCUGUUGGUGUAGGCAGGUUGGUGAAUGUGUCGUUCAAGCUCAUCCCAUGCAAACUUAAUUGCAUUGAAAUCCAGGGAUUGCGGUGACCAUGGAAGGUGACUGAGGUCAUGCUCCUGGUCUUUGUUCCAACCCUGUUCUAAAUUGUUUAAUGGAACCAAUUCAACCUCCACCCAGACCCUGAAGUAG
Molecule: messenger RNA, 3860 nt
Organism: Polyodon spathula (Mississippi paddlefish)
Lineage: Eukaryota; Metazoa; Chordata; Actinopteri; Acipenseriformes; Polyodontidae
Gene: phf19
Product: PHD finger protein 19
Exons: 14
Coding region: 47-1762 (571 amino acids)
Biological process (GO): regulation of DNA-templated transcription; chromatin organization
Cellular component (GO): nucleus
Molecular function (GO): DNA binding; chromatin binding
Source: RefSeq, a predicted model, not a curated record